UUUAUUAUCAGUAUCAGUUGGUUGUUACAUCUGAACAUUCUGAACAGAUUUGACCUCUGUUUUUAUUCAACCUCAAAGUGGUUAAUUUAGUUGAGUAGUGAAUUAAAUUAUUCAGGAUGAAUCGUUGCUUAUUUAGUGCGAUAUCUAAAAAUUAUCAACGACUUAGUUCGAGACGGUUGAACUCCGUUGCUCAGGAGCCUUUCCUAAAUGGCUCAUCUUCAGUCUAUGUGGAAGAAAUGUUUAAAGCUUGGAAAGCUGACCCGGCUUCAGUUCAUCCUUCAUGGAAUAUAUUUUUCAAAAGUGUUGCCGCUGGAUUAAAACCUGGACAAGCAUAUGCUAGUCCAGCAUCAGCUUUCAACUCAGCUGCUUUAUCCAAUGCUUUAGGCUCAAUUAGCUCCCAAUCUGUUGCUCCUGUUGAUGCAACCUCAAUUGAUGACCAUCUUUCUGUUCAAGCGAUUAUUCGAUCGUACCAAGUUAGAGGCCACUUAGCGGCUCAACUAGAUCCUUUAGAUAUCACUUCUGCCAAUAUCUAUUUACAACAAUCAGAAGGUGCUCCAAGUUCACCGGAAACCGUUUUAAGACAUCACAGAUUAGAUGAACGGGACAUGGAUCGUGAAUUUAAAUUACCAAAAAAUACUUAUAUUGGUGGUGAAGAUCAAGUUUUGACUCUUCGAGAAAUUUUAAGACGAUUAGAAAAUGUUUAUUGUAAACAUAUUGGUGUUGAAUAUAUGUUCAUCAAUAAUUUAGAACAGUGUAACUGGCUUAGGAGUAAAUUUGAAACUCCUAACAUCAUGGAUCUGAAUCGCGAACAGAAAAGACUUCUGUUAGCUAGAUUAACUCGAUCUACCAAAUUUGAAGAAUUUCUUGCGAAAAAAUGGGUAUCUGAGAAACGAUUUGGUCUUGAAGGUAUCGAAGUUCUUAUUCCAGCCAUGAAGACUAUUAUUGAUAAAUCUAGUGAACUCGGUGUGGAAAGUUUUAUCAUGGGAAUGCCCCACCGAGGCCGAUUGAAUGUCUUGGCUAAUGUUUGUAGAAAGCCAUUGGAGCAAAUCUUCGCCCAAUUCAGUGCUCUGGAACCUGAUGAUGAGGGCUCAGGUGAUGUUAAAUAUCAUCUUGGUAUGUGUCAUGAACGAUUAAAUCGUAUGACAAACAAAAUGAUCAAAUUAGCAGUCGUUGCUAAUCCUUCUCAUCUAGAGGCUUGUGAUCCAAUUGUUCAAGGCAAAGUUAGAGCUGAACAGUUUUAUCGCGCUGAUAGUCAAGGGAAAAAGGUUAUGUCCAUAUUGUUACACGGAGAUGCUGCUUUCGCUGGCCAAGGUGUUGUUUAUGAAACUUUCCAUCUUUCUGAUCUUCCUGAUUACUCAACUCAUGGUACCAUUCAUAUUGUUGUCAAUAAUCAAAUUGGUUUUACCACUGACCCUCGUGUUGCCCGAUCUUCGCCUUAUUGUACCGAUGUUGCUCGUGUUGUCAAUGCUCCAAUUUUCCACGUAAACGCUGAUGAUCCUGAAGCCGUUGUUCAUGUCUGUAAUGUUGCUGCUGAAUGGAGAGACAAAUUUGGUAAAGAUGUUGUCAUUGAUAUUGUUGGUUACAGAAGAAAUGGUCACAAUGAAGUUGAUGAGCCAAUGUUUACCCAACCAUUGAUGUACACUCGAAUCAGGAAACAGGUUCCUGUGGUUGAUCUUUACAGUAAAAAGCUUGUUGAUGAAGGAGUUUGCUCAUCCGAUGAAAUUGAAGAAGUUAAAAACAAGUAUGAAAAAAUCUUGCAGGAAUCCUUCAAAAAUUGUGAUACAAUGAGUAAAAUUCACAAUAAAGAUUGGCUUGAUUCCCCUUGGCACGGUUUCUUUGGAACCCGUCACCCUUAUAAAUCUGAUCCAACCGGUGUUUCUGAAGAAGUAUUGAAUCACAUUGGUACAGUUUUUGGUUCUGAGCCUCCUGGUAACUUUAAAAUUCAUCCCGGUCUCAAAAGAGUUUUAAAGUCACGACUUGAGAUGGUGCAAAAGCGUGAAGCUGACUGGGCCUUGGCUGAGGCAAUGGCUUUUGGUUCUCUUCUUAAAGAAGGAAUCCAUGUUCGUCUCAGUGGUCAGGAUGUAGAAAGAGGUACUUUCUCUCAUCGUCACCACGUCCUUCAUCACCAAACUGUUGACAAGACAACCUAUCGACCACUUUGUCAUCUUUAUUCAGACCAAGCGCCUUAUACGGUCUGUAACAGUUCUCUUUCUGAGUAUGGUGUUCUUGGCUUUGAAAUUGGGUUUUCAAUGACCAAUCCAAAUGCUUUGGUUAUUUGGGAAGCUCAAUUCGGAGACUUCAACAAUACAGCUCAAUGUGUUAUUGAUCAGUUCAUUAGUAGUGGACAAGCCAAAUGGGUUCGACAAAGUGGAAUUGUUUUGCUUUUACCUCAUGGUAUGGAAGGUAUGGGUCCUGAACAUUCAUCUGCUCGCCCUGAAAGAUUCUUACAAUUAUGUAACUCUGACGCUAACGAAUAUCCUCAUGAUGAUUAUAUUAACGAUGUUGACUUUGUCAACCGUCAACUUCACGAUUUAAACAUGAUUGUAGUCAAUUGCAGUACCCCAGCUAACAUUUUCCACGCUUUAAGACGACAGAUUUCUCUUCCCUUCCGUAAACCGCUCAUUGUCUUCUCACCUAAAUCGCUUUUAAGACACCCAGAUGCUCGAUCCAGUUUCGAUGAGAUGGUCGAAGGAACUGAGUUCCGCCGAAUCAUACCCGACAGUGGACCCGUUUCUGAAAACCCCGAUUCAGCCAAAGCACUUGUUUUCUGUACUGGCAAAGUUUAUUAUGAAUUAAUGAAAGAACGAACCUCUCGUGGGCUAGAUAAAGAUGUUGCUAUUACUCGAGUUGAACAAUUGUGUCCUUUCCCUUGGGAUUUGAUGAGUGAAGAGAUCAGUAAAUAUCCCAAUGCUCGAAUUAUUUGGUCACAAGAAGAACAUAAAAACCAAGGUUUCUGGCCUCAUAUGGAACCUCAUAUUCACACGGUUCUUAAACACCUCGGACAACAAAAUAGAGAAUUAAGAUACGCUGGGCGUCCUGUUUCAGCUACAACAGCUACUGGAAGUAAAUUUAUUCAUAAAAAGGAAUGGUUAAAUCAUAUGGAGCAAACAUUUUCAGGCUAUUAGUUAUUAAUUCAUCGUUAUUUAAUUAAAUUGAUUGAUAAAGUUGGGCUAAACGACCGUUCCAAGAAAACUGCAAAACUAAUCCUGUGAUAAAAGAUUAUCUUAUCAGUUACCCAUUCAUGAUUUCUCAAUUUAUGGAGCAAUUUAAACCACCAAGAACAAGGAGGAUAAGACAUAAAUCAAAAUGGAAUAUUUGUUUUUGUUUUUCUUAUUUAGCGCAGUUUAUUUCAUUUAUAGUGUUAUAAUUAAUUCACUCAAUCCUUUUACGAGGACGAUUGUUUCUUUUGAAAAAAAUAGGAAAUUGUUUUUAGAUCUAAAUUGUUGAUUCAUCACCUCAAUCGUUCAUUUUUGUUGUAGUCUAAAUAAUCGAGUAGGUUAAUAGCAUCAACAAAAGGAACGUUAAUUGUUUUAAUUUACUGAAAAUCUGAUUCGCAUCUCAACUAAAAUCUCAUUUAAUUAACAUUCUCAAUUCUUCCCAUCCGCCACAAGCUAUCUCAAUUGUUCACCGAAAAAUAAGAAACCAAAAAGUUGAAAAUCAAUAUUUAUAUUUAUUCUAGAUAAUUUAUCAUGUCAAUUAAAAACCAGAAUAUUAUGAGCCUUUGA
Tetranychus urticae (two-spotted spider mite) is the source of this 3725-nucleotide messenger RNA. RefSeq names its product oxoglutarate dehydrogenase Nc73EF (gene Ogdh). Gene Ontology annotation, molecular function: oxoglutarate dehydrogenase (succinyl-transferring) activity; thiamine pyrophosphate binding. Gene Ontology annotation, cellular component: mitochondrion; oxoglutarate dehydrogenase complex. The record is from RefSeq and is a predicted model, not a curated record. Gene Ontology annotation, biological process: tricarboxylic acid cycle. Lineage: Eukaryota; Metazoa; Arthropoda; Arachnida; Trombidiformes; Tetranychidae.